Misgurnus anguillicaudatus (oriental weatherfish) is the source of this 1397-nucleotide messenger RNA. RefSeq names its product calcineurin-like EF-hand protein 2 (gene chp2). The record is from RefSeq and is a predicted model, not a curated record. NCBI's taxonomy places the organism in Eukaryota, Metazoa, Chordata, Actinopteri, Cypriniformes, Cobitidae. Gene Ontology annotation, molecular function: calcium ion binding.
CAGUGUCAAUAGCGGUCUAUGCUGAUCAUGCAGAAAUAACGCCCAUCCCGUUAACAUUCUGCAACUUUUUGCAUGUUGUUUUAAUGCUUUAAUGGCUUAGUUUUCGCGCAUUUUCUCUCAUUUCUCUGGACAUUGGUUAAAUAAAUAUAUGUGUCGAGAUCGGAAUUCAUGAAACUAAGUUAUAUGAAAUGGGUUUGACGUACUCCACCCAACUAAAAAUCCCAAACCUCGAGGAGUUAAUGCAAGAAACUGGCUUCUCCUCUGCUCACAUUAUUCGUUUGCAUGACCGCUUCAAAUAUCUGGAUAAAGAGAAGAAAGGUCACCUCUGUCCUCAGGAUUUUGGAGAUAUAAAAGGACUGGCAAUGAACCCCAUUGGAGACAGAAUAAUAGAUGCUUUCUUUCCCCCGGGGAGGGAAACCGUGGAUUUCCAGACUUUUGUGAGGAUUCUCGCCCAUUUCCGACCUGUGGACAAGAACCGACCCAAAGAGCUCAAUUCUUCUGAACCCAUCAAUAGCAGGAUCAACAAACUUAAAUUUGUCUUUCAGAUGUAUGACCUGGAUAAGGAUGGCAAGAUUUCCAGACAUGAUCUUUUAAAGGUUCUCCGGGGCAUGCUGGAGAUGCAGGUGACAGACGAGCAACUGGACAGCAUAGCCGAGCGCACUAUACAGGAAGCGGAUUUAGACGGAGAUGGCACCAUAUCUUUUGAGGAAUUUCGCAAGUCGCUGGAGAAAGUCAACAUUGAUCACAAGAUGAGCAUUCGCUUCUUGCGCUAAACCAUCGUGGGAUAGCUUCUCCAGACUCUAAUUCAUCUCGAUGUUUAUGGAAAUGCAGGGAAAAUCCUUACAGCACAAUACUGGAAAUAAUGGAAUUGAUAAUUUAAUGCACUGCUAAUCUCUGCAUGACCACACACUGACAAAUGUAUUAUAUUGUUACAUUCUGUGUCUUAAUAUUGUCCAUUUUACUAAAUUGCACUGUUUUUAUUUAUUUUUUUAAAUAUAUAUUUUAAUUGCAGCAGGUUAUUUUUGGAAAAAAGGGGAAAGACGUAAUGAUGUUACAUACCGUCCAGUGUUAUGUCAGGCAGCAUGUGAAAAAUGUCAUUUUGUUUAAAGUGUGGUGAUCACAUGAUAAGAUUUCUUGCAUUACUGUCAAGCUUAAGUCGUGGGUGUGCAGUAGUGAUGAGUGAAAAUGACAGAAACUGGAAUUUUAUCGUUUAAAUCUGGAUCUAUUUAGGGUGUUGUUCAUUUAAUGUUGAUUAUGUAAUAGUUUUUUUUAGAAAAACAAAAUCUCACAAUACAGUACUUUUGCAUGCUCUAAAAACAGGCUCUAGGACGCCUCAAAGUCAUCUUGUAUUAAAUGCUAACUGACUCAAUAUAUAAAUAUAUUUUAAAAAUGUGAAA